AUGCAGUGGGAAAAAGAAGUGUGUGGCGGGCGAAGAUGCCGGUGGACAAAGAUGGACCUGUGCUGUACUGUGCUGUGUCUCAUUUCUUUCGUCGUUACACUCAUUGUCGUGUUUGUAGUGUACCAGGGAACGUGUGAUGUUACCAUAACAACACGUGCCGAAUGGGAAGCUCGCGAACCGAGAGACAAGGAGAUUAAGGAUACUGCGCAAGUUGGGAUCGUUAUCAUCCACCAUACAUCCCGAGCUCACUGCGAGAAAUCCGAGGAUUGCGCCACAGAGAUGAGAAAACUGCAGGACUUUCACAUGGACGAACGUGGUUGGGACGAUAUUGCCUACAAUUUUCUGGUGGGCGAGGACGGCUCUGUGUACGAGGCCCGUGGCUGGAAGUACCAAGGGGCUCACACUUUCCAGUGGAAUGCCGUGUCCAUCGGAAUAGCAGUCAUGGGUAAUUUCCAACAGAAAGAGCUCAGUCAGAAGUCGAUGGAUGCCCUGCGAUCCCUCAUCACGUGCGGGGUGACCAAGGGUUUCAUCAGUCCCGACUACAAGCUGUACGGUAGACGCGAUAUGAACCCCAAUACGACAAGUCCAGGAGACAAGUUGUACGCCCAAAUUAAAACAUGGCAACAGUUUGACACAAAGAAACCUGUACAUCCUUAUAAAGCGGAAGUAUAGUCUUUUUCUUCGUGGCUCUUACAAUCUAGUUAUUACGCAUAAUGCAACUUAUUUCAUUAUUUCAAGUUAAGUUUAUAUCCAUGUGUGUUUCACUUCUUUUCAUACACAAAGAUGCGCGUAUCACUGUUGAUCCAUACGCGCUGCGGUUGAUUUGAUUGUUUGUUUUUAAGACGGAUGCAACACUGUUGUUAUGUAAAAUCAUUACACACAUCAGUAAUAAAGUGUUGGUGUGAUGUGUGAUUGGGAUUCCCUUAAAAACUAAUACAUCUUUAAAUGAUACCCAUUGGAACAAGAUUAUAUGUUUGGGCACCAGUUAAACAUCUUGUUUUACCCCCUUCCAGGACGGCAUGAAAUGGUUCGAGUUUUAGUAAAGACUAUAUAUACUACAUGUACACCAGUAUACGGGAUGGCAUUGGGAAUGAAAUAAAUAGCAAUACAAGUAGGCUCUAUAUUUUCUAUUGUGACGUGCAGUUGAAGCGACACCAGAUACUAUUGCAAUAGUUAUGACACUCUUCCUGUUCUUAUGUAGAAUCAUUGCACGUUGAAUUAUGUUGUCAUACUUUAACAUGAGUGUAUGUACGCAGAAAAUAAAUGUUGUAUAACUCAAAAUUAA
This is a messenger RNA of Liolophura sinensis, 1285 nucleotides long. Its product is annotated as peptidoglycan recognition protein 1-like. Gene Ontology annotation, biological process: innate immune response; peptidoglycan catabolic process. The transcript has 3 exons. The record is from RefSeq and is a predicted model, not a curated record. Bases 1 to 672 code for a protein of 223 amino acids. Gene Ontology annotation, molecular function: zinc ion binding; N-acetylmuramoyl-L-alanine amidase activity; peptidoglycan binding. Lineage: Eukaryota; Metazoa; Mollusca; Polyplacophora; Chitonida; Chitonidae.